UACAUUUUACGAGAGAUGAUCGAGAGGCUUCUUUCGAUACUUUUUUUUAGUGGAUUUUUUGGUAUAUAUCUUCUUCAAGAACGUUCUUUUGUGCUAAAUAAGUCUCGAGGUUUCCUUAAUCUUUAUCGAAAAUGACAAGAACCGGCUGCUAGCUGCAGGGCAGCACAGGGCCCAAGAUGAGCAAGAAGUCUACUCCUAGCAAGGCGGGAGUGACAUACAGGACCAGCUCCCGCAGGAACGGUUGGAGCUGUCCUCCUCACCCGCUGCAGUUUGUCGCUUGGAUCUUCAUCGCCGCCUUCGCAGUGAUGUUCCAUGGCAUGGCCGUACCCACCAUUCCGUAUCAUUGGCAGCCGGCCUGUCACAUGAUCGUGGGUGUCGUGCUCGCCGUGCACGUCAUAACGCACCUGGUGUGCCUGACCAUCAACCCAGCUGACCCCAGCACCCUGCGCAGAGACAAGAAGGCCAUGCCGGAGUUUGACCGGACCCAGCACAAGCACGUCAUAGAGAACAACCACUGCUACCUCUGUGAGGUGGACGUUGGCUUGAGAUCCAAGCAUUGUAGUUCGUGCAAUAAGUGCGUUGCUGAUUUUGAUCACCAUUGCAAAUGGCUGAACAACUGUGUGGGCUCCAGAAACUACAGGUGGUUCAUCACUUGUCUGGGUUCAGCCUUUCUAUGCUGCUUGUUUGUCUUCGCUGUCUUCCUGUACAUUUCCAUAGUCUACUGGGUCAACCCAAAGCUCCUUCAUCCAGAGUUAUAUGAUGGUGCUGCAACCACACAGUCAACGGUCACAGCGGAAGAACUGACAACCUCACAACUCCUCAACAACUCAGUGAGUCCAACAACAGACAUCUCCGACCCUCUGGUAGCUUACCGGAGCGGUCUCAGGAUCUUUGGAGAGGUGUCGGGUACAGCCUUCUUUGUUGUAGCCAUUAUACUCGCCGUUCUGCUAUUAGUAACACUCUGCCUUCUGGGUCAUCUUCUUGGCUUCCAUAUGUUUCUGAUCUGCCAUGAUAUGAGCACCUAUGACUAUGUCAUGCAAGACCGCAACGCCUUCAUCAGUGGUGACGUGGAAGCACAGCAAAAGAAACCAAAGAAAAAAGGCUGUUGCAAGUGCAAUAAUCAAGUUGCGCCGCUGCAGGAGGCCAAGGAAGAAAUUGAAAUGACCGACACCAAAAAAGACAGUACCACAAGCCAACUAGAGUCCAACAACAACUCCAACUCCAACCUCCAGCAGCAGCUUGUCAUAUCAGAGCCUCUCAUCAAGCAGGAACAACAGCAGCCCCAGCAACAACUGCAGGACAAACAGGAGCCGCAGAGCGUAACAGUUGCAGACAGCAAACCCAAGUCAAAGAAGAAAAAGAAGUCCAAAAAGAAAUCCCAACGCAUGCGCUCCCUGACGGCCAGGGAAUCACUCCAGCCUGCGCUGAUGGGCCAUCCUUACCCCCCAUCCCAGAUGAAUCUGGCCAACAGCAUGCCCCAGACCUACCUUGAACAGCACCUAGUCCGGAGGUUUAGCCUACCCCUGGUCACCCCAGCAGGAAUGCACCCCCAAUACCCUGUAGCUGAGCCUGUUGAGGACCUGUUCUUCACCCAGCAGUUUCCCACAGUGCAACGGCCCGUCACGAAUCCCCAGGAUGGACAAGCCCGUCAGUGGCGCCCGAUCCCCCCUCCCGCGGCCAUCAGCUUCGACUCGCCCACCCCGGCUGUAGACUACCACUCCUCCUCGGCCGAGAGCCUGGUUGAGAUCCCCCUCGGUCGGGCAUAUCACAGAGGGUCCUUCAGCCAUCCUGCACAGAAAGCCUUGCUGCCCGGCGGGAACCAGUUAGUAACCGGUUACCAGCAUCCCUUAGAGAAGCGGCACCUGAGUCACAACAGCCAUCCCAACUUGACGACGAGUGGUAACCAGCGGCAACCAGACAUCAAGCAACUUGGUGCCGGAGUGACCCAUCUGGAUAGCAACACGAACAAUAUGUCUCACUUAAAAAUAUCCAAAAGGACAUCUGCAAGAACUAAGAGAAAAGAAGUGUCGAAUGUUUCGCCUGCUACCGGACAGCGGAAUGAAAUAGACAGGACAAGAAGGCAUUCCAUCAAGGAGCCACUGCUAGUGCAGACCGUUCAGGAAGCAGAAUCACAAAUAGUGCCAGAUGCUGACAGACUCGAUAAAAAACCUGGAAACUCAGGGAGGAGGGCCAAAAAGCAAAGAUCGCCACAGUCUGUGGAGACAACGGCUGAAGUACACCGGCAACUGGAUGAUCACUCAGAGUCGGCCUUGCAAUCUUCAAGUGAUAGCCAGCAGCGGAGGAUGCCAGGGCAAGACCAAGAGGCAAAGGUUGACAUAAACCCCCAUCUCCAGGACCGCACCACAUCGGACACCAGAACUCAGAACGGGCAAGCGCCACCACCCAAGGCUGCCCCAGUGGCCGCGCCAAGGAGGCGAACUCUAAAGUUGGGCCAAGAGCCCUCGGGAAGUCAGACCUCUCUCCACAGCUCCUCCUCCCGUCAGCAUCUCCUGGAAGAUGCGGACAGAGAUAGUAAUCGUCCGUCAUCAGGAAGAUCCAGGAAGGAGCAGCUUCAGGAAAACGGCUCCCACGAUGCCGUAUCCCUCCCCGGUUCCAUCCCUGAGGUCCCACCUUUGGAUCUCGGCCCCCUGGCAGACACCCAGGACUCAAAGGCUGCCUCGGUGACUCACAGACCGCCUUCCGACCGUGGGUCGCCCGCAGAUGAGCAACUAGUUGAGGGUUACUCCUCUGAGGAAAUGAACUCAAAGCCCAUGUCACGGAGACGAUCCUUACUGCUGCGUUAUUAGAGCAAGUUAAAACUUGCACUUGAUGUUCCUGUCCCUUUCUUUGUUUUCAAGGACCAUUUAACGUUUUUCGAAAAUAGUACUGGAUCUAUAGAAGAUAUUUCAUCAGUGAAAGUAUUACGUUAGUGCCAAAGCACAUAAGAUUACUACUUUUCUAUUUUCAUUGUACAAGUGCACUUCUUGGACAUGGAAUAACAACUGCUGAUACUAUAAUAAUAAUAAUAGGAUUUAUAAAGCGCCAUUCCAUCUAGAUCAUGGUGCUAAAGCAACACAAGAUAAUGAAAACAGACAUAUUAACAUGAAAUUGGAAACAGGUGUGCUAUUAAGUGUUUUCUGAGUAAUGAAAUAGUCUCCUGUGAUCUGAUGCUUGAGGGUAUGGUGUUCCAGAGCUUAGGGCCCGCAAUAACGUAGGCACGGUCAGUGGAGGUGUUCUUGGAUACAAUCGUGGCAAUAGUCAGAAGUACAUAUUUCUGUAAAUCACCUACAUAGUUGGAAAACAGGUUUCGCUGCAUUGUAGUGUACUAUAAGCUAUGCACAUCAUUAUAACCUACAUACACUUAUUCCCUAAAAUUUGCUGUUCAGCUGCUGGCUACAGACCAACUCAAUUUGCGUCAGAAACUGAUCAGAAGAAUGCAAGAUUCACUUCAAUGUUAUGGAAUAUCUCUGGCUCGAGUUGAUAUUUUCAGAAAAGAUUGCAUCAAAGUCUUAGUCUGUGGAAUGUCCGCUUGCACACAAGGGCCUACGAUGUGCGUGCAGAUCCGGCAAUUGUUAUGCAAAACAACACCGCGUCUUGACCUCGAGAUUCUGACCUUUUAGCGGGCGCCUUCUGUUGGGUCUUUGGUAACCCGUUGUUGUAUUACAAAAAGAUGGCAGUAAUAAAUUGACCAAUCAACAACUCAGUUCACAUUUCUGGCCAAAAUGAUGUCACAAUAUCCAAAGUCAACUCCGAUUGGCUGGCGGGCGGGGACGCAUAAAUUUGCAGUGCACACACAUAUCAGACAUUGUUGCGGGGAUAGCGUGCGGGCUCCGUUAAACAAUGGAUGAUACUCAAACAAAGUCUCAGGAAGUUUCUUUAUGUUGGCAAAAAGUCAAACUAGUAUUACAAUCUCAAUUGGAGAAUUACUACAUUCAUUCACAUUGUACUCUGUAGUACAAUAUAUACAUAUGUAUACUAGUGAGGUUUGCGUUAACACUACGUGGAAUAACCUCUUUUGAGAAGAUGUGUGGUUCUGAAAAGAACCGGUUGGUUGUGAAAUUCGAUGUUCCGAUCAGUAUGCUCAGAUUGAUUACCUUCGUAUAUGUACAUUUACAUAUAAUAUACAUGUAUGAUACAGCAUACGGUGCUUAAUACACAGUGCACUUGGGGCUUUCUAUCUGAUAAUCUUUCUGCUAUUGAAAAAAAAAACACUUUCAACUGCCUUCACGAUAAGGACGACAUCAAUUAAAGGGAAUAUACAUCAUUUGCUUUUGCUGUAAUUUUCAGAAAUGGAUGGAAUUGGGGGGUUGGA
Patiria miniata (bat star) is the source of this 4312-nucleotide messenger RNA. RefSeq names its product palmitoyltransferase ZDHHC1-like. Gene Ontology annotation, biological process: protein targeting to membrane; peptidyl-L-cysteine S-palmitoylation. The record is from RefSeq and is a predicted model, not a curated record. Gene Ontology annotation, cellular component: endoplasmic reticulum; Golgi apparatus. The coding region runs from base 177 to 2807 and encodes 876 amino acids. Lineage: Eukaryota; Metazoa; Echinodermata; Asteroidea; Valvatida; Asterinidae. The transcript has 11 exons. Gene Ontology annotation, molecular function: protein-cysteine S-palmitoyltransferase activity.